This is a messenger RNA of Aspergillus steynii IBT 23096, 1100 nucleotides long. Its product is annotated as Aldo/keto reductase. The record is from RefSeq and is a predicted model, not a curated record. The transcript has 2 exons. NCBI's taxonomy places the organism in Eukaryota, Fungi, Ascomycota, Eurotiomycetes, Eurotiales, Aspergillaceae. The coding region runs from base 103 to 1080 and encodes 325 amino acids.
GAAAUACGUGGAAUAGAUAUUCAACUUCGUCAAGCCCCUUCGCCAUCCAUCAUUCCCAACAUUCUUUCAUUUCGUUGACUCUACCUUACCCAGUCCUCCGUCAUGGCUUCUCCUCAAUAUGUGAUGGGCACUCAGGGGUUCGCCAGUGCCUGGACAGAGGAAAAUGUGCAUGAAUUGAUUACCACGCUUGGCGAGGCUGGUAUCAAUCAUUAUGAUGCCGCCCGGUUGUAUCCUGCCACCAAUCCCGGGGCGGCUGAAAAGCUUUUGGGAAGUGUUCGGCGGUCUGAUUUUGUCAUCGAUACAAAGAUCCUGUACCGACCCAGUGCUCUGAGCAAUCAGAAUAUGGAACAGUCCAUCCACCAGAGUCUGGAAAGCCUCGGAGUAAAAAAGAUCGACACGCUCUACGCUCAUGCCCCGGACAAAGACACCCCUAUUGCCGAGCAGGCGGCUAAUUUCGAUCAUUUCUAUCGUGCUGGCUUAUUCGCCGAGCUUGGACUCUGCAAUUACUCCCCCGCACAGUUGAGCGAGUGGAUCGAGCUUGCUACGGAACGGAACUAUGUGCGGCCUACCGUCUACCAAGGCCAGUAUAACAUGUUCUGUCGCCAUUACGAAAAAGAGCUCUUCCCACUUCUGCAGAAGCACCAAGUCAAGUUUGUGGCGAAUUCGCCCUUAGCCGGGGGGUUCUUGACAGGCAAGCUUACCUUUGCCGAAGAGGCGGCGCAGCUGCGUGGAACGCGAUUCGAGCAGGCAGAGGGAAACAUGGUUGGCUAUCUUUUUCGGGCAUGGUACGAUAAGCCUGACUUUCACCAAGCGAUUCGGGAGCUGGCCACUUGGGUGGAUCGGGGUGUUGCUGGCAGCUUGUCCCAGGCGGCCUUGCGCUGGCUGCUGUUCCAUUCUGGCCUUAGGAGUACAGAUAGUGUUGCUCUCGGACCGAGUAACGUUUCUCAGCUAAAAGAGUAUCUUGACGCCCGCAAUGCUGGCCCACUGCCAGAGGAGGUGGUGAAGGCGAUCGAUCAACUCUAUGAGCCCUUGCAAGAGGAAGCCGCACCGGUCGUGGAAAUUGGGUGGUGGUCUAUGUAGUAAUACCAGGUAGAUUCCAG